UUUUCUUUACAGAGUCUCCUAGCUGGUACAAAGGCAACUGUUUACCGUAAGUGUUAAUUAAAAUGUUUUUGGUGUGGUAGACCAUUUGAUUGGAAUCCAAGCCAAAACUUAAAAAGUCUUCGUAGUAUCCCUAUUAUAACCCUGCUCUAUUUCAGGAAUUGAUUAUUAGUAUCAUUGUUUCAUGAUCAUUUUUUGAAUGAAAUAAUCCUGCAGUUUCAUUUUCUUAACUUAAACCACAGUCAAGAUGAUCUCCUUAAAUAAUUUACAGGAGUUUGGUCCUUAAACAAAUUAUAAAGCCCCUUAAUGCUUCCGUUAAAUUCGUUUUGUUUCAUCACGAACGGUACAGACAACUUUUAUUCCUGAUUGAGGAGAUCUUUUUUGUGUUGAAAGCCAGUUCAAAUAUACAAGUUUCUUAUACCCUUUUACACGAUUAUACUUUACGAUGGGUACUUUACGACAUUACAUAUGACUAGCUGCUCGCAGUUGGCUUAGUAUUUCAUCUGGCUACAGCAAUGUACCUACAUAGGGAGGGUACAAAUCCCGUUAAAGGGUGAGUUUUAAAUACUUUCAGGCUUAAACAAACACACAACUGUUUAAGAUGCGUGUGCAUAACUGCAAGCCAAGGCCUUUUAUGUUGAAAUUUAUGAAUUUGACACAUCCUUUCACUGAAUGCAUGAUCUGUCAAAACAACGCAUGACGUCAAUGAUUGCCUGGAGCUAUGUAAGUGGAAGUCAACAUUUGUUAACAGCUAGUGUUUGUAUCAUGACAGGGUCAGGAGACAAUGUCCUUCUUCUAACGGCUAAUUUGACCCUUUGUUAAAGAAAACGAAAAAAGAAAAUUACAUGUUUAGUGAAAAUAUCAAAAUCGGUGAAACAAUUGAUUCUUUGAAUAUUCAUUUUCAAAGAAAUUCAGUUCUUCCCUUACAUUUACAACAGGUAAACCUGUCACAAUUUUGACAAAUUUUUCUCUUACAACAGCCGACUUAUUUACACAAUAUAGAAGAGCAAUUGCAUGGCCUGCAACAUAGCAGAUGAUUCUUUGGUUCCUUUUACGUCUGCGAUCCGUGACGACAAAACUUUUUAGCCAAUCCCAGCAAUUCGUCUCCUGGUGGCAGUUAUCACUAUUAGAAUUUUGAUGAAUUUCGUGACAAGGCUCGUUCAAUUCAGACGAAUUCAUUUCAAAGAUUUCCCAUUCAAUUAAGAUUCGAUGGUUCUGGGACGUAUAACAUACGUUCUCCGCGUUCUCCUGACGGAUAAAACGCAGGAAAAGAUCGACUCCUGUAAAACGUCUGUAGAGCCCCUCAUUUUCGACGUCGCUCAAGCGACCGGCAUCGAAUUCAAUGCACACAUAAUGUUAUGUCUAAUAUUAAAGUUAUUACUAGUAAUAGUUGACACUACAGCUGCCCCCGCUCUGUAUAUUGUCGGUCACUAUAGCAUUCUUGCUCGUUGUGUAGCUCUUUGAAAUAUACCAAUUCAUAAAGAAGAUUUUCACACAUAUUCCAUGCAAUAGGUGAGAUAAAUACAGGAAACGCAAGGUUCCAUGCACAGUUUCAGGCCCAGGGUUUCGGGUCGAUUUACACAGCUUUGAUCAAAACAUUCUCAGUUUCGAGAAUAGUUUAUUCCAAGCCAUAAGAAAAGAUUUAAUUAAAAGUUGAAUUUUUCGCUAUUUCUCUAUCACUUUUUACAUUCAGUUCAUUUUAUUCGCCGAAAAGGGAACCUUAGAAAUUAAAAGGACGUUUGAUCAAUUCACACUCGCGCAUUCUAGUCUUAUUUUAAACUUUAUAGCGGAAGGACAUCAGUGCCCCAGGGAAUAAGUCAGCACAGAAUUUGAUUGUCGGCGAAUUUCUGUAAUCGUCCAUUCUUCUGCUAGUGAGAAGCUAGCCGUUGUUCACUCGUCUUGCUUGUUUGGGGCUGAGUCUUAUUCCGGUCAAAGAGAGAGAAAGGUUUCCAAUGAAAGAUUUGUGAACUCGUGUCUGGCAAACUCUCCAAGUGUUUAUAUAUACAUGUCCAGUUAUACGCACCUUAUAACUUCUUCUGCUCUUAACGAGUGUCGUUAAAAUUUUGGUCCAUAACUUUCACUGAAACAACUGCUCCACAGAAUGUCACUGAUAACACGAAACGCAAAAGAGUGUCGAAGUAUGAAUGCACAAUAAAUGUCACAAAAUCUACCUGAGCGGUCCCUUAGGGAUGUACUGUCUUAACGUCAUCCUAACCAUUUCGCACUUGCGGGGCAAACAUUAGAAACGUCAUCAUUACCUACCGAUUCCUCGCGGCCCCUGUUCAAGCAAAUCGAGAUUUUUUCUAUAUUGACUGUAUGACUGUAUAUUUCAACUGUAACUACUUUCCUUAAUAUACGCGCAAGUUACUAGAGUGCCUCCUCGGGAUUUCGCCUUCUGGGCGAAAUCCCUGCGGGGGCAAUAAAGUACGGAAAUUGAGCCAUCAGUCUGUUUUGAAGCCGGUUUCCUUCACUGCGCAUGGGCACAUGUCCGCGUUACCAUCAUUCUCAGAGCCCAUCGCUUCUUUUGGUCGAUUAAAACCGAGAGUCUCUGGGGACGAGAAUGUUGAUUUAGCACCAAUUUUGUUAUUUUCCCGCGUGUAGUCGAAACAUCAUGGCUCUCUGGCGGAAAACAUUUGUCACCGAGCCGAUACCGGGGGCUGUAAUAAGAUGUUUUAUCUCGAGACAGCUCGUAUCCGCCUGAAAAUAAUGUCAAAUGUCUUUUUUUUAACACCCCCCCCCCCCCUCCUUCCCAUAACGGCCUUCUUGAGCCUUGCUUCUCUGCAUGUUGCUCAGACCACUACCCACCGUCCUGAAUCCAAACAUUUUUCAUUACUGUUAUUUCCUUUUUAGCCGGUAAUCUCAUAGUAGGAAGCGGUGAAGUCCUGGAGAUCAACACGACUGCACCAUCCAUCGUUAAUAACAACUGCCCCAGUUGCAAUUACAACGCAUCACAUGAAAAAAGAUCUUCCUCAAGCUCGAAUGGUGAACAUCUGGCAGCCGUGAUUAGGUUCAGUGGUAACAUUGAGUUCAGAAACGGUUCAACAGUCCAAGUAUCUGGAAAGUAUGGUCUGAGUAUAACAAGUCAGAAUGGACACAUCUUAAUAGAAACUGAUAUUGACAUGACGUGUAGAGAUAUGGUGCUGGAUGAAACAUGUCUCGGUGGGUUCACACAGUCAUCAGUAAGGCCGUUGGAAGAUGUCAAUAACCCUCCUAGACUCUUAUAUAAAGGUAAGAAAAUCUGCUUUUAUUGCCUUUCUCACAUUUGCGUUUGGUUUUUCCCCUUGCUUUCACACUUACUUCCUGGAAGGUGGGCACAUUAGGUAAAAUAAGACAGUGUGAUAACGAACAGUAAAUCGCUGAGUAUCUUUAACGUUUCCUUCGGAAGUAAAUUCAUACUCAACCACGAGGUAAAAUUGGUUUCCUUGGAAAGUCAGUGCAAUAUAAUUUGAUAGUUCAGAGGGAUUUAACGUUUUGAAAUGACAAAAACAUUGGCUUGAACUCCUGCCACAUCUGAGGUCUAAGGUCAUACCAGACGUGACCGAUUUAUUGCUACGAUUUGUUUAACUUAACAGGGACAGGAGGAAUAUAACUCCAUGGUAGAGCAGCUGCUACUGAGCAGGAUGUUUGUAUCUAGUCAUGAAUCACUGCUUUGCUCAGGGAACAGGUCCUUUAUGGCCGCUGGUCUUCACUCAAGAUUCCGUGGCCAUUUGAGCCAUAGGAAGCUCCCAGCUUCUUUGUCACUUUAACACCUUUUUGUAACGUUUUAUUAUCUUUUGUGAGUGGCUAAAAAACAAAUAGAGGAAAUUCUAAAUAUACUGAUCUUCGAACCUUAUACAGCCUAAUUAAAGCUCAUUUUUUGCAAAGGCCAUGUUCUUACAACAGGUAGAAAAUAUUGCUUUAUGAUCACAAACGUAGCGAGGAUAUUUCAAUUACUGAAUUUUUUUUAAUAUCUUGUCACAUUCUCUUAAUUUUAAGAAAUAGAGAUAAGUUGCGUCCUUAGUAUUACUCUCCCGAAUAGAACGCUAGUCCAUCACAGGGAAGCGGCAGUAUUAUUUCGUGUGAUACUUCUUUUUACCACUAGGUGGAGACAGACGAAGUGAAGUACUGGUCAAUAAAACCAUGCGCUGCUUUAAUUCCUUCCUCCAUUACUAAAGACCGAUAAAAUACCACUUUUCUUGUACUCUAAUGACUGAAUAAGACUUCUUGAUGAUGGUUACGUUUUGUAAACGGGAUUUUUAAUGAUUUUUAUUUUCUUUACAGGUCUUGGUCCUGGUGGCCUCAGAAAAGCCGUAAGGUUUUAUUUGGACCUUGUUUGCAUACCUGGUUCUAGUCAUGGCGGAAUAGGACUGCCUCGUCCGGGUUAUGCCCUUUAUUCAGAUCAAACAUAUGAUCAACAGGACACAGUGUCACUAUUAGGAGGAAGCGGAGGUGAGAUAAACUAUUUUAAAAUCACUUUGUGGCUCUGAUGUAAGUACUAAUGAGGGCUGGAAUGGAAACUGGUCAAUAAGAAAAAAGAUAACAAGAAAAACUUUGGGCACACUACAAUUACUGUACCUUACGGCAUACUCCCUCCGACAAAUCAGGCCUAUAUUAGAAGAAUUGACUGUAUUUUAACUACUUUUUACUAAAAUUCUGGAAACUGCUGAUUGUAAGUAAAGUAGUCAUGACUGUGAAAGUUUUCAACCCAGGAGUCAUUUCAUUCGAAUAUGACCGUCCAGGUGAACGUAGUCCUGAAUGACUGACAACCUUUGCUGUAGUCAUCUUCAGAGUCAAAGUGAGUUGUAUCACGUCAGUUGAUAGUAUAAAACUCUGGUUUUGACCUGAUUCGUGAAUUAAGUCGCGAUGUUAUUGGCCAUGAAGACUCGUAAUGUCAUUGGUGCGUUUCGAUCCGUCUAUUGUCACAGUUAAACUGUCGAUUAUUGUUAGUCAAAUUGUCAGUUGUCUAGUCAUUCUCUCGUAAUUAGUUUUGCUUGAGUGCUUCGAUAAGUCGUUUGUGCGGUGCCGGUAUCUGACUUCUCUUACAAGCAGCUGCUACAUGACUCAGUACAUCCCAUGAUCAAUGUUCUCGUACACAUUCGCAUUCUCACAAUGUUCGCAAGGAUUUUCAGAGUGACACGUGGUGGUCUACUCUACGCUAUUACUUUCUGUUUCCUCACUGUCGUUUUCAGUGACGUUGUCGAUCACGUGGAUGUCUUCAGCUUCUCUGCCAUUCGCAAAAGCUAUCUCUUCCCUCUCUUCCUUUCUAUCUGUUGAACUUUCCACAUUACCCUCGUUCUCGGAAGUAUUUUCUCCAUUUUGGUAGCCUUAUUAGAGACCUUUAGAUUCUAGGACGAGAACGACUACGAGUACGAGAUUUCACUUAAAGUGUUUUCGCGUAUUCUCAAAUAAUAAGGAGCUUUAGCAUAGACGACGGCAACGGCAGCGAAAACGUCACUUUCAAAAUGAAUUCGGGUUUUUUCAAUCUUUGUCGGGUUUAUUCUAGUUUGCUAAAAAUGGAAAAUGUACGCGAAUUUCACUGGAGUUGAUUUCUUAAGGACUGCACUCAAGUUUAGAGAGAGAAAAAGAGAUUCGUCGUCGCUUGUUUACGUCCUCCAUAAAACUUGCAAUUAGGCAUUUUCAAGUCUUAGUCGUGCAAGGAAGGUAAAGAAAUGUACAAAAAAGCGUGAUGCACGCGCAAAGUUGUUGUUUUGCGUAAUAAGCCUUUGUUUUUUUGACGUCCUCGUUGCCGUCGCCGUCGUCGUUGCUAAAACUCCCUACUGACUAAUAGACACCCCGAAUAGCCUAUUGUACAUCUUUUCACCCAAAAAAAUUAGCACUGUUUUCUUUAUUGAAAGAGAUUAAGAUAUCUCCCGGCCGCAAAAUAACCAGCCUAUAACACUUUAUAACUUGUGUCCGCUAACACGACAUUCUCGCUAAAACUCGUAGUAGAAUGACAAAGACUAUCAUUUUUUUCCCGCCAAAAUGACGCUGGUUCACGCGGGCGCACUAACUCAGUAGUAUUGAGGAAAUCUCGUACUCGUAGUCGUACUGGUCUUAGAAUCUAAAGCUCUCUAUUCUUUUUCUAUCAAAUCAAUUCUUUGUCAUUGAUUAAGCCCUUAUCGACUACAAACUCCGCAAGUCCAUCUAUGAACACAUUCAACGCAGGAGGUUUGAUCACAUAAUCGUUAUGAGGAACUAGCGUUGAACACACUGAACGAGCUCGAUAAUGUUUGUCACGGGAAUUAAGGGUUUAUUUCGAAGUAACUGUCCGCGGGGAGGCCAGAAUAGAAUACCUAUAGAAGCUGCCAUGAUAUAUAGAAAAUCAAAAGUAUGCUCUUUACACACCACUUAAAAAAAAUUUUACCAUUUAAUGGCAAAGGUUUCAGGUAGGCGAUAAAAAGAAAGACAUUACCAUAAGGACGGUCUGUGAAAGAGUCAAAGACCCCAUAGAAGACAGACCACCUAAAAAAUAGUCAUAUCAUAAAAACUAGUUUAAAAGACAGACAAUUAAAAAUGUAAAAAUGCAUACGGAGAUAUGUACAAAAAAAAACAAUCAAUAAAAUAAUAAUAAUAAUGAUAAUUAAAAAAACUUAACACAUUUUCAUCUAAAAGCUCCCUCACUCCUUUUUUAAAACUAGCAAUAGUUGUUGUUUGACGAAUAGGCAAUGGUGGAUUGUUCCAUAUGUCCACGAUCCUACUGGAAAAAAACUAAAUGUAUUAGUUCUAGCAUGAUUCUUUUUAAGAGUAUAUUCAACUUUUCCCCUUUAAGGACACCGAUCAGAAUCUGAGAAAAACUGUACAUAUGUAAAUAGAUCAAUGUUUAUAUAACCAUUCAGGGCUGGAAUAAAAAGUCAAAUAAAAAUCGCUAUAUUUGUUCUAAGGACAACAAAUUGACCUUUUUGCUCCGUUGUUCGUAUCAUCAUUGGUCUUCGAAAUAAACUUAGUUGCCCUUCGCUGAAUUCCCUCCAAAUUAGAAAUCUUUCUAGAUGUGUGUGGUGACCACAGAACACUAAAAUACUCUAGCUGUGAUCUGACCUGGGCAAGAUACAGAGUUCUCAAUAUGGAAACAUCUUGAAAUCCUUUACAGGUCCUUUUAAUCAGACCUAGAAUCUUGUUGGCCUUAUUCGAUAUUUUAUCAAUAUGAGUGCUCCAAAACAGAUUGCAAUCGGUAACCACGCCCAGAUCACGGAACUCAGAUGUUACCUCCAGGAUCUUAUUAUUUAAGUGUAAGUCAGACUGAAUAGGUGUUUUCCUUUUAGUGAUAUGCAUUAGUUUAAAUUUCUCCACGUUAAACUUCAUGAGGUUUUGUUGACUCCAUGCACAUAAAUUGUCGAGAUUUGACUGAAAUGCGGAAUGAUCAGCUAGACAGUUUAUAAUCCUAGAUGUUUUACAGUCGUCAGCAUAUAAUGACACACAGUUUCCAGGCAUUACUACUUCAAGCAAAUCACUAAUGAAAAGUACAAAGAAGAAAGGGCCCAAUAAGGAGCCCUGAGGUACACCCGAUGGGAGAGCUCACCAUGUAGAAAUCAUUCCUUCUAUGACAACUCUCUGUUCUCUGUCGGUGAGAUAAUCCUUACACCAAUUCAAAAGCGCACUUGAGAUAACAAAAUUGCCCAAUUUUUUGCAGCAGGAUAUUAUGUGCCACUCCGCUAAAUGCCUUUGCAAAGCGCAGGAAAACAACGCCCAUCUGUUUGCCCUCAUUCAAGGUGGUCAUUGAUGGUCAGGGAUCCUAACUGAGUAGCACAUGAACGUCCCCUCACAAACCCGUGCUGCCAAUCUGUCAGAUAAGGAGCCACAUGCGGGUAUACAGCAUUAUACACAAUCCUCUCUUGACAAUUAUUACUCGGAAUGGAUAGUAAUGAAAUAGACCGAUAAUUUUCGACUACAUCUUUAGCAUCAGCUUAAAAACAGGAGUAACAUUAGCUCGCUUGGGACAGACUACUCAAAAGAUCUUUCAUCGUUGGCUCUUUAUUACCGCUUUCAUCAUCAAAACUUCCGCUCUUUCAUUUUUAACUGUUGUGCUCUUUGUCAACCAAAUCUAUCUUUUUCUUCAUCUCGAGAAGUGCCGGUGGAAGGGAGGCUUCGAAUACGUAACUAAUAGCUUCGUUUCCUCUUUUAUAGCAUCAAAAAACCUAAGCUUGUAACAACAGGGACCACCGACUUGUACUAGAAUUCGCUCCUUUGUAAAGUGGAAAACAAUUUUUUUCCUAGGUCUACUUAGGAGCCCCUUGUCUACUAGAGCAUCUUUAUAUGACAUAUGACAACAAUUUCCUUUUCUUCGGGGAUUGGAAUGUAUUUGUUAAGUACAUUGGAUUAAUGCAUGCAUGAGUUAUGGAGUGUCUGUUCGUAAGAGAAACUCUCGCUGAUGAACUGGAUAAACAGCUUACAGUUGAAGAAAAUCAGGGUUGUUCUUCACGACACGAAACAGUGCUACCACACGAGAAGUACAAGACAGAGUAGUCAGCUGAACAUACCGAGAUGCCAUCGACCUGCCGGUCAGCGGUCAUUCUCCUACCGAGGGGUAAAGCUUUAGAGUGGCAUCAGUGAUAAUGUUAAAUCUACCGACUCAGUUAACAUGUUUAAGAAGCGACUUGUCAAACUACCCGUUUCCAAUCAAGAACCGGAUUCGAAAUAGCAAGUUUUAUUUCAUUCAUUAUUUUUAUUUUGUAAUUAUUCUUUUUAUAAAUUACUGCGAACGGAGCCCAUACCUACGAAAAUUAGGUAAUCUAUCUAUCGGAGAAAUUUUGUUAAUCAAGUUAUCGACCAACCAUACGCCCAUCCACCCGUCCGUCCGUACCACAGGGAGACCAAAAUGUCAAAUGUCUAAUUUUCUAGCUAGUGUGGGAGCCCGUAACCUGUUUUUAACCUGAUAAUAGACAUCCAUAUUAUGCUCAAUUGACAGGUGUCAAAACAGUAUUUGCUUACCAGUGUCACAUGACCGUAUCGCCAGCUCAGAUGCCAAAUCAUGGAGGUCGCGUGUUUUUUAGAGUUUUCCGCUGACCAGUCGUUAGCUAUUAAAUGAUCGCGGGCUCAAGUUUAUGUCUUAAGUCAUAUGGGUUUUCCGUAAAGUCAAGUAUAGUUUUGUGGUCUUUUCAAUAGUUUAAAGUCCAUUGUCUGCAGUAAAUUUAAAAUGCAUAAACGGGAACUUCACUUUUAGCUUUGGCUAAAUAUAUAUAUUCGAAAUGUGGUGGUGGUGAAGGAAAACAAUAGAAAUGUGGUGCUGGGAGUUGUGGAGGGAAAACAGUAGAAAUGUGGUGGUGGAGAGAGAAGUCUAAGCAAAAAAAUCUUUUGGUGGUAGAAAGAGCCAGUUUGCCUUCAUCCUCCUUUCCAUGUACAAUUUUCGCGCCAAGAAUUAGUGAACCGGGACCAUGACUAUAGGCUGUCUACAAUGGACUAUGACAGUGGCGGGAAAUUUAUCGUUUAUGGUUACUUUACGGCUGAGUGAUUUUUAUUCACAAGCUUCUUCCUUCGACAACAUGAAUCAACCAAUGAAAAUUUUUCUUAGCUUCAAGUUCACCAAUUAAAAAUCAAGACUGAGUCAUUGCCCUAAAAAUUACUAGAAAACCUUUCAAACCGGUUAAAGAGCAUAAGAACAUGACAAACAGGUUCAACCGGUCAAGGUUAGGUGAGACUAUUGUUUCUGUUGUGUUAGAAUUAAACAAAAGGGAAGAUAAUGAGAUUCCACCGCAUUUAUAAUUUUAUUCAAAUAAAGAUUCCUCUCUAAAAAGUUCAAGUCGAUCCUUACUAUACAACUAAACCAGAAAACAUCCCAUCUACAACAAACGAAUAUAACAAAUAAGCUCGAAAAAUAGUUGAUACAAGUAUGCAAAGACAAACGAAUGUUACAUAUCAAUGGUGAAAAUUAAAUUUUUGUCGUGAUAAAAUGUUUAAAAUUUGUAUUUUUGCUGUUAAUUCGAACUUCUUUUAACCUUAGGUUCAUGUGCUCAUCGCCCAGGAAGUGUUGCUGGUGGAGGAGCCAUUGAAAUUGUAGCAGAUAAAGGAUGCAUAACCAUAAGUACAAACGAUUAGCAAAUUCUUUGUAAACUAUUUAAUAUGUAACUUGUUAACAACGUAGAACCCUCAAAGGCUGAAACGUGCUCAGGAAAAAUAUAAGUCUGAUGACAACUACUACAGGAGCAGAGAUAGUGCUCGGUUUCCCACAAUAACCAUCAUUCCGGAAGACCUUGUAAUUGAGUGUUUUACUCAUUCUCGUGAUUUCUAUGCAACACUGCUAAUCUUUUACUCAGAAGCUGUGUUUUAAUCAUCCUACCACCCUGUAUCUAUCUCAGUCUUAAAACUGUUCCUUGAAGAAAAUUCUUAAAUGACACAAUCGGCAGAAAUUCAACAUUUCAUUAACAGCCUGUUCACGCCACGCCUUCAGGAAAUACAAUUAUUUCCUACUAUCAUUUGUUUUAUUAUUUAUUGAUAAGGAAUAUGUUUCUUCGAUGACACAUUUUUUUUUUCUAUACUUUUUAGAUGCAAUCAUCAGAGCUUCAGCUCAGCGUGAAACAGUGGAAUCAUGUUCUGGUGGAUCUGGUGGACUUAUUCGUCUUAACGCUUCUCAUGUAAUCCAUGACUUUAAUAUGUAGUUUACAGUGACUCAUUAUUUUUGUGGCUUGUUAUUUUUUGACAGCAGGAUUCCUAAAGGCAAAGUUUGAAUCUGUAUCUAUAACAGUCUGCAAAAUACGCAGUAAUUUUUUUUAAAUAGCAGCGAAGUUUGACUAGGUGUAACUACGGGACUGCCUCUUUCGCAGUAACCUCACUGAACACUUAUGUAAUCCACAACCUCAACUUUUCAAUAGAGGAGUGGUUCUUCUCUGUAUUAAAAAAGUGUGCAUACGUCGAUGAUGAUGAUUUUAAACUAUAGGAGAAGUUCGACACUUAAUACAUGGCAAAGCAAAGCUGUCUCAAGUAACAAACAAAAGAUGUUAAAAUCAAUUGAGGAGGCCUUUUUAUUACACGCGCAAACGAUCCCUUGAUUCCUCGCUACUUCUUCAAGCCUCUUCUUCCAUUUUCAGACGGAGUAAGGUUGUUCGGAGGCUGAGAUAUCAACAUUUUCAUACGACUUGGUUUUGGUGAGAAGAAUAGCGGUCGAUACGCGAACACAGACUGAUUUGAUUGCAUUUUUUUUUUUUGGAAAAUCAACAAAUAGAUACACCGAGCACUUAACAAAGCAGAGUUUCUAAGGUUGGUGAAGUCAUACUGCAAAACUGCAUUAAUAGAGUGUAGCCACCAUGAUUUCGUAAGCUCCACAUGCUACAUGAGGUUUAUUUUUCAAAUCCGCAAACUACUACUAAUUUUUAAUUUUAUCUCCACAAAUUUUGCUACCCCCAUUUCUGAAUAAAACUCUCACAGAUCGAUGCCUAUUACAGAUUCUACUUUUAAAAAAUGAUAGGGUCUCUCUUAUCACAAAGUUUAAUCUUAUCUCAGAUAAUGGGCUAGGAAGUAGUUAUGUGUUACCUUGCUCUACUCUUACGAAGGAGAACAAGUGUUAAAAUAGGAACAAUUUAUAACUCAGAAAGGAAAUGAUUCAAACUUCGCCUUUAUGGCUAGAUUAUAAACAGUUAAAUUGGAUGUAUGCAACAUCAUUCCCAGGGUAGAAACAAGGUCAGAGAGUAUGUCUGCGUUUUUGGGGAAAAUCGCCAAAUCCGGAUAUCCGGAUCCUAAAACGGAUGUUGCUUUUUUGAGAUGUGACAAGACACUAAGGGUCGAUCCAACAUUUUGGUUAUGAACUUUUCACUUGUUGCCUGAUUUUUUACCCAAUUUAACCAUGAUUUUCAUUGCUUUAUUUUCUUUAGGUUGAACUAAAGGAGCAAGGAAAACUCAUUGUUGAUGGAGGAAAUGGAAAAAGAGGAUCAGGGGCCGCUUUUAGUUUGGGCGGUGGAGCAGGUGGAAUUAUACAGAUAAUAUCACCUGCUGGUCGCCUGCCACCUAAAGUUUUAUCUCUAAAACGAGGCACAAAAUUUGGGACGUGCGGCGGACAGGCAGAACAUGGAUAUUACUAUUUUGUAGGAGGUAAUUUCAGUUAG
This is a messenger RNA of Porites evermanni, 12005 nucleotides long. The record is from the annotation of a GenBank genome assembly. Lineage: Eukaryota; Metazoa; Cnidaria; Anthozoa; Scleractinia; Poritidae.